Messenger RNA from Odocoileus virginianus texanus, 4880 nucleotides. The record is from RefSeq and is a predicted model, not a curated record. NCBI's taxonomy places the organism in Eukaryota, Metazoa, Chordata, Mammalia, Artiodactyla, Cervidae.
AACCCAAACUACCGCUUGUCGUUUUCCUCUUCCAUUCUCCCAAGGCAAACGAGACAGAAAGGGGGAAUCAAGCAAGCAAAAGUGGAGGGUCUUACGUUUUAUUUGCGGGGAUAAAAAGUAUCUUCAAAAUGGCUGAUAAUUUGGAUGAAUUUAUUGAAGAGCGAAAAGCCAAAUUGGCCAGAGACAAAGCAGAAUUGGAAAGUGAUCUACCAUACAUGGAAAUGAAGGGAAAAGCAUCAGAGAAGCUUUCUGAAAACAGUAAAAUAUUAAUCUCCAUGGCUAAGGAAAACAUACCACCAAACAGUCAACAGACAAGGAGUUCUUUAGGAAUUGAUUAUGGGUUAAGUUUACCACUUGGGGAAGACUAUGAACAGAAGAAACAUAAGCUGAAAGAAGAAUUGCGACAAGAUUACAGACGCUAUCUUACUCAGGGUAUUACACAAGCAAAAAGAAAGAAAAAUUUUCUAUCCACGAGUGAAACAGAUCCAUCUACUCUGGGAGUUUCUCUUCCUAUUGGUGAGAGGUUGUCUGCUAAGGAAAGGUUGAAACUUGAACGUAACAAAGAAUAUAAUCAAUUUCUCAGGGAUAAGGAAGAAUCCACUGAAAAGUUCAGACAGGUGGAAAAGAGUACUGAGCAGAAGAAUCAAAGAAGUAAAAAACCUAUCAGUCAGGUUAAACCUGAUUUACCUUCACAAAUACAGUCAUCUUUCGAAAAUUCAGAGGGUCCUAGAAAAGAUGUCUUAACUCCUUCAGAGGCAUAUGAAGAACUUCUAAACCAAAGACGACUAGAAGAGGACAGGUACCGAAAAUUAGAUGAUGAAAUUGAAUUAAGGAACAGUAGAAGAGUCAUUAAAAAAACUGAUGAAGAAGUGGGUGUUUCCAAUAAAAAACAUCAAAGAUUUGACAGCAAGACUGACAUUCCAGACAGAAGAUUUCACAGGUUUAAUGAGGAUCGUGCUUUUGAUAAACAGUAUUACAGACCAGGCUAUGAUCCAGAAGUAAGUGAAGACAUGGAUGAGAGGUUUAGAUAUGAAAGUGAUUUUGAUAGAAGACUUUUGAGAGUUUAUACAAAAGACAGGAUGUACGGGAACAGACGAGGCAAUGAGCCUCCUAUGGAGUAUGAUGGUGAUGUCACAGAACAGUCAAACAUACGAAUUUCAUCUGCUGGAAAUCAAAGUGCUCGAGACAAUGAACCAUCCAAACCUACUAAUCGAGAGAUGUGCAGUCCUUUUGCGGGAAUGCUCUUUGGGGAUGAAGAUCGAGAACUUAUUCAGAGAAGGAAAGAGAAAUAUAGACAAGAGCUAUUGGAGCAAAUGGCUGAACAACAGAGGAACAAGAGACGAGAAAAAGAUUUGGAUCUCAGGGUUGCAGCUUCUGGAGCACAAGACCCUGAGAAAUCGCCUGAUAGACUAAAGCAGUUUAGUGUGGCACCAAGACACUUUGAAGAGACGAUACCACCUGAGAGACCCAGAGUAGCUUUCCAGACACCUCUCCCUCCUCUGUCCGCCCCAUCUGUCCCACCCAUCCCAUCAGUUUCCUCCAUCCCAUCUCAGAACGAAGAUGUGCACAGUGGACUCAGCAGCACUCUUGGUGACAUGGUGCCUCCCAGAGUUGCACCUCUGCCUCCACCUCCCAUGCUGCCCCCUUUGGCUACGAACUAUCGAACUCCUUACGAUGACGUGUACUAUUUCUAUGGGGCCAGGAAUACUUUGGAUCCUGGUCUUGCUUAUUAUGGUUCAGGGAUGAUGGGAGUACAGCCUGCUCCUGCUGCUUAUGUUACAGCUCCUGUUACCCACCAACCAGCACAGCCUAUCAUCACCCACCAACCAGUACAGCCUAUCGUGAGUACAGUUGGACAGAAUGAGCUCAGAAUUACAAGUAAUCGAGCGAUAAAUUCAGGAUUGUUUUUUGAAGAUAAACCAAAGCCUUCAAAACAGUCACUUCAGUCUUACCAGGAAGCUUUGCAGCAGCAGAUUCAAGAAAGACAAGAAAGAAGAAAGAAAGAACGUGAAGAAAAAGAAGUAUAUGAAGCCAAAUUAGAAGCUGAAAUGAGAAGUUAUAACCCCUGGGGGAAAGGUGGAGGUGGUGCUCCUCUGAGAGAUGACAAAGGAAAUCUGAUAACUGAUUUGAAUAGGAUGCACAGACAAAAUAUAGAUGCCUACCAUAACCCAGAUGCAAGAACAUAUGAAGAUAAAAGGGCUGUUGUAUCUCUAGACCAAAAUUUAGCCACUUCAAAUACUGAGAACCAAGAAGAUCCUGCAAAUAAAAACUCAGGUCAUAUGCAAACACAGAGCUCUCCUUUUGCUCGGGGAAAUAUUUUUAGUGAGCCUCCAACUGAACUUCAGAUUAAGCAGCAGGAAUUAUACAAGAACUUUCUUCGUUUUCAGAUUGAAGAAAAGAAGCAAAGAGAAGAAGCAGAGCGAGAGAGAUUAAGAAUUGCUGAAGAAAAAGAAGAAAAGCGGCUUGCAGAACAGAGAGCUCGAAUCCAGCAAGAGUAUGAGGAGGAGCAGGAAAAGAAAAGGGAGAAAGAGGAGGAGCAAAGACUGAAAAAUGAAGAGCUUAUUCGGUUAGCUGAAGAAAGACGAAAAGAAGCAGAAAGAAAGAAGAAAGAAGAAGAAGAAAAACGUAACUUACAACUUCAGCACUACUAUGAAAGAGAAAAUAUGGUUGAGGAAGAUACAAAGCACUUGAGACAGCCUUCUCCUGUAGUUCCUGCUCUUCAGAAUAAGAUUGCAAGCAGACUCCAAAGACCUCCUUCAGUUGACAGCAUUAUAACUUCCUUUACUCAGGACAGUUCUGUGUCCAUGGCACAGUCUCCUCCGGUACCUGCCAGGAAAAACCAGCUUCGUGCAGAAGAGGAGAAAAAAAAUGUAAUUAUGGAAUUAUCAGAAAUGAGAAAACAGCUUCGUAGUGAAGAGCGACGUCUGCAGGGGCGGUUACUACACAUUGACAGUGACGACGAUGUUCAUAUAAGGAAAAGAGAAAGUUCCAUGGAUGUAUUUGAUAUGGCCAGACAUCGGUUACAAGCUCCUGUCAGAAGACCGUCACCUAAGAGCUUAGACUCUGCUUCUUCUCAGAAUAUUCAUGACUUUAAGGAACUGAAAGACAGAGAUUCAGAAACACGAGCUGAUCCGAAAUCUGUGUACCCGGAUGAUCCAAGAGAUAAUGACACCUUGGAGAUAGAACAGCAAGCCUUGCUAAGAGAGCAGCAGAAGAGACUGAAUAAACUAAAAAUGCAGGAAGGUGCUAAAGCUGACUUGGAUGCUGUCCCAAGCACUAAAGCACGAGACCACAGAAUGCCCAGAGAUGACACUGAUGAUUUCUUGACAAACUCAUUAUUAGAAUCUGAUAGUGCUUUUAUUGGUGCACAUGGUGAGACGUACCCUGCCAUUGAGGAUGGGGGCUUCCUGCCGCUGUCUCCGCUGCCCUCCGCCAGAGAGCGCAGGAGGAACAAACUGAAAGGAUUGGACUUCGAUAACAGUCACCUUGAUGUGCCACCAGAUGGUGUCUCUUUAAAAUCUGUAUCCAGUAUAAAUAUUGAUCAACUUAGAAUGAGAAAUGAAGAACGAAUGAGAAGACUGAAUGAACUUCAGAAUAAACCUAUUACUGCAGAUGAUGAGAGUUCACUGGCUGACCCUGAUGACAUCAUGAGGCACCGGGGUGACGACGGAUCAAACUCUGUAGCCACUGAGCCCUGGCUCCGCCCAGGCACCUCGGAAACACUGAAGCGAUUCAUGGCGGAACAGCUGAGGCAGGAGCAGCAGCAGGGUCCUGGCAAACCAGGCACUUUGGCCUGGCAGGGCCUGUCUACUGCACACGGUUAAAAUCGGUCUGUACUGGGCCCAGUAGUGCCUUUGAAGGUGGAAGGAGUGUGAAACCUGAACCCGAAUAAUGUGUGCUACUUUUGGCCUGUACAUGGCAGAUUCUACCAGAGAGCCGAGAACACACCUAGGUACUGAUGGUAUGCUUCUAAGAUCAGGUCGUUGUAGCACUCAACUGCACUCAGGACACACGUGCCACCACCCUGCAAGCUGCCCCAAAGUUCAAUCUCUGAAUACUAGCUGUCUGCCGGUUUUCUCUCCUUGUCUGUUCCUCCACCUUCUAAGGUGUGAGGGAGCGGUGUGACACUGGUAAGAAGGCAACCUGUGGGACAAGGCGGACGGACUGGAAGUCCUCCUCAUCCACUUGGCUGCUGGAUGCUGGAAGGUACUUCUCUGGGCUCUACCUGGCUCAGGUCAGAGGGGCACACACAUGGGCACAGAGCGGCAUUACAUGGCAUCUGUGGGGCCCAAAGUGUCAGCCACCAGACUAGGCAUUUUUAAACCUAUUUAGGGAUCACAUUUAUAUGGGCUGUAUGUUGCUACAUUUUUUUUUCAAUGGAAAAAAUUCAGGUUUAUUUAUUUACAAACAUAUUUAGAUAAGUGAAAUUUCUCCUACAAAUACAGAUGAAAUUCUGACUUCUACAUUUUUUAACAAGUAAAAUGUGUAUUUCUGAAAAGUCUAAAUGGUAUAUAUAUAGCUACACAUUAUACAUCUGAUCUUUGUUUUCUACUGGUUAAAAUUCUCAAAUGAGUUUACUGCCCAUUCCCACAGAAUCAGUCCCUCUCCCAGAGGAACAACGGGAGCCUGCUGCCCAGACGCAACCAUGGUCGGGGCCAUGCCUGGCAGCUGUCUUGGAUGCGACAGGAGAGACUCCAGGGGGCGGGUGGGGGAACCUGGGCAGCAUGUCGGUGUCCUAACGGAUUCCAAUUCCUCCCCUAGUGCGGCCCUACAGGAUCACGCACUAGAGAACAGAGUGAGGUGGGGAGGCCCUGCACCCCUGCCUCCCACUCGGGCAUGUGCCCCUCAGGCUGGGGAUGCUGGUAGACAAGGUGCCUGGU